GAGAGGAGCAUCGGUUAGGCUUUGGCGGCGGGUCCCUUCUGGUGAGCUGAAGAAAGGGAGGAGUUGAAGUUUCUCGAAUCAUCUUCUCUCUCUCUGCCUUUUCUUGUCGACCAAGCGAGUCGAUAAAAGCAUUAGGCAACUCAGCAGAUUAACCUCAGAAUCUCGAGACAAUUUGAGUUGGAAGCCUGAAGCUGAAGCAAUUGCUGGACGGAGAUGGAUCGCCGUGGAAGAUCGAGAGGGAUGAUCCCGCUUCUGGCCCUCCACACCUUCUCCGAGUACUACCGCCUCCGCCGGAAGCCCCCGGUCACCGCCGGCCUCCUCGCCGCCAACACCCUCAUCUACCUCCGGCCGGGCGCCCUCGACGCUCUCCUCCCUUCCAUGGAUGAAGUCUUUUUCAAUGCCCACCUCAUACUCGAGUACAAGGACUUGAAACGGUUCUUCUUGUCGCCCUUUUGCCAUUUGGGCGAGCCUCACCUGGUGUACAACAUGCUGUCUCUGUUGUGGAAGGGGACCCAGCUGGAAUCUAUGAUGGGAAGUGCUGAGUUUGCCUCCAUGGUGGCUGCACUGCUCGCCAUGUCUCAGGGAAUGACGCUUCUACUGUCGAAAUCCCUUUGUGUGUUCUUCGACUCCAAUAAAGCUUACUACUCCGAAUACUCUGUCGGGUUUUCAGGCAUUCUGUUCGCCAUGAAAGUCGUCCUCAACGCCUACUCAGAUGAGAUGACUUACGUGCACGGGCUACUGGUUCCCGCACGUUACGCAGCGUGGGCGGAGCUGAUUCUGAUCCAAAUGUUUGUUCCUGGCGUUUCGUUUAUUGGCCACCUAGGUGGAAUACUCGCCGGGAUUCUGUAUCUCCGUCUCAAGGGCUUGUAUUCAGGGUCAGAUCCCCUGACUCUACUCUUGAAAGGGUUAAGCGGUGUAGUGAGCUGGCCUUUCAGGUUCGUGCGGGGCUUAUUCAGACGGCGUAGGAUUUCUGGUAGAGGAACUGUCGGGAGAAGUCCGAGUGGGUGGAGCGAUUCUACUACGUGGAGAUGUCAAGCUUGUACAUAUGAUAAUUAUGGUUUGUUAAGUGUAUGUGAGAUGUGCGGGAUGAGUCGAGGCGUGAGCGGCCCUCCAUCAAGAAGAGUUUCACCACAAUCUGAGGAUCUUUCUUUGGAGGAGCUGCGCCGUAGGAGAGUUGAGAGAUUUGAGCAAUGAUGUACAUUUACCUUAAAAUCGAUGCAACAAUGGAUGUUCUUAGGAAUUUUAUUAGAGGUGUAAAGCUGAUGCCUUUCAUCAAUUAUAAUACAUAAAAAAUUGAGCAGUGUUGUCGUGGGAACUCCUCUGCUCAUGAUUGAUCUCUUGAA
Molecule: messenger RNA, 1343 nt
Organism: Punica granatum (pomegranate)
Lineage: Eukaryota; Viridiplantae; Streptophyta; Magnoliopsida; Myrtales; Lythraceae
Source: RefSeq, a predicted model, not a curated record